AGAGAGAGAGUAGUGUUAAGAGGAGGAAACAAAAAGUAGAGUAUAACCUGUAGAUUCAAUGUAAAGUCGCAGAGAUUAAAUCUCCGGGUCUGCAUCGUGGAAGAGGACGAGUGGAUUUUUGGGAAAGAAGAACAACGUCUGCCGGUGAAGAACAAUAGAGAGGAAGAGGAGGAAAGGAAACGGGUGAGCCUGGCUGCUUCUGGGACCAAUGUGAAGGGGCUCUGAAAAGGAAGACUCGGAGAGGAGCGGGACAAAGAACACAAACUCACCUUCAGGAUGUCUGUGUCUCGGAGGUGUCUGUGCUGUGUCAAAUAUUUGAUGUUUGUCUUCAACCUCAUUUUCUGGCUCGGCGGAUGCGGCCUGUUCGGCAUUGGAGUCUGGCUGUCCUUCACCCAGGCCGAGUUUUCCUCUCUUCCCGUGUCCUUCCCGUCGCUCUCGGCCGCCAACCUGCUGCUGGUCGCCGGCGGCAUCACCAUGGUGACCGGCUUCCUGGGCUGUCUCGGAGCCCUGAAAGAGCAACGCUGCCUGUUGUUCAUGUUCUUUGUCAUCCUUCUGGUCCUGGUCCUGACGGAGGCCACUCUCAUAUUGGUGAUCCACAUCUUCCAUGACGAGCUGGAUUCCAAAGCACAGGGGGAACUAAAGGAAGGAAUGAAGAUUUAUUUAUCAGAACCUGGACUGAAGAAAUCCUGGGACAACGUCCAGAAAAUGUUCAAAUGCUGUGGAGUAACGAACAAAACCGACUGGUACGACGUGCUGAAUGGAACGCUGCCGUCGUCCUGCUGCUCCGUGGGAACGGACCACUGCGUGGACGGAUGGACUGAGCCGUGCUACCAGAAGGCCCGGCGGUGGCUGCUGGAUAACAUCCACUCGGUUCUGGUGUUCGGCCUGUGUAUCGCCGUGGUGCAGAUCCUGGCCCUGGUGUUCUCCUUGCUGAUGUACUGUCAGAUUCUCUGCGCCGAGAAGGCCUUGGACUGAUUGCAGACCAGCUGUCCACCGGCUGUUGAGAGGAAAGCUCAUCACGAACUCCACUCGGAUCUCAAGACCUCCUCAACACCUGAUCCCAACUUUCAAAACCCACCCAUCCCGAGCGCGUUCAUUGCUUACUGUGGUUUCUGGACUGAACACAGGGGGCCUUUUCAAAUGCUCUGAGACAUUGUUCUUAAGAAUUAAGGUCCACCAAAAAAGCAGUAGUAACUCUAUCCAACCAAAUCAGUGGGCGAUCGGCAGUAGUAGCAGACUGAGGAGGUUUGGUAGUACCGUGACAUGUAGUAUAGGGACCGUCGUGGUUUAAGGUUUCGUGACGUCAGCUCAGGAAGGUUUCAUUUUCCUGCUAGAAUUCAAAAAGCAAAACAAAUGACGGUGAAAUUUCAAUUCAAUUCAGUUUAUUUGUAAAGCCCAUUCUCACAAAUUACAAAUUUGUCUCAGAGUGCUUUACAAUCUGUACACAUAGACACCCCUGACCUUUGACCUUUGACCUCACAUCGGAUCAGGAACAACUCCCAAACAACCCUUCACGGGGAAAAAAGGAAGAACCCUUCAGGAGAGCAACAGAGGAGGAUCCCUCUCCAGGAUGGACAGAACAAUAGAUGUCAUGUGAUCAGAAGGAAUCAUUACAGAGUUACAUAAACAUUCAUUGAAUAUGACAGAGUGUAUGAAUAGUUAGUGGUAGGCAUGGACCACGAUCCAUGUAAACAGAUGGAGGUAGAGAGGAGGAGAAGACAUAACCUUAAUGCUUUGCUCCUGGAGAACAACCUGGAGGAGCGUUGGGUCCUCGGUCAUCUCACAAGGCGCCUCAGGCUCUCCUUAUUAUACAGUAUUUUAUACAUAGAGUGGCUUUUGUUAUUAUUAUUCUCUUCAUAUUUCUGUUUUAAUGAAACAAGACGUGCAUUCUCUUAUUUAGUAGGACGGUUCCUCAUCGAUCCUGAUUUCAUUUUCUGGAUUUCAUUAUUUGUCCACGAUGUCAAGAAGAGAGGACAAGUAAUACUACCUUAAGCUUUAGCACUAUAGUUCACUUUGUUAAUAUGUUAAAGCCUUGUAUAUAUUGCUAAACUAUAUGAGCAUUUGAGUGACUUCACAGCUUUACAGUGCUCUUAUUUCCAUCUAUCUCAUCUAAUCAUGACAGCGAUAUUAUGAAGAUA
Molecule: messenger RNA, 2138 nt
Organism: Pseudoliparis swirei
Lineage: Eukaryota; Metazoa; Chordata; Actinopteri; Perciformes; Liparidae
Gene: tspan4b
Product: tetraspanin 4b
Exons: 8
Coding region: 277-975 (232 amino acids)
Cellular component (GO): membrane
Source: RefSeq, a predicted model, not a curated record